UACUUGGAUUCAAAGUUGUUGCCUUUACAUGUCAUAUAUCUGUUUUGGCUAUUUCAUGCCUCACCAUUGAAUCCUUCGUUUCAGGCCAAUCAACCAUUUACGAGAGCUAUCUUUCAGGCCUGAGUUCACUUAAAGGGUCCCUGCUUGGUUUGCUUAUGAGACUGACUAUUGUUUGUGGAGUUGAAUAAUAUCUGCAAAUGUCAAGUCUUCUUAAUAUAUAUCACUGUAGCUCUCUUGGAUACUCAGGACUCUCUAGUAGGGGAGGUAUAACUGUUGGAAACUGUAGAUGGGUCUGGCACAGCGGUGGAGUCAGGUUGUCGUUUCCAAGAGUUGAGUCUUCAUCCAUGAGUAUAAACAUUGCAAUGGGUUGUACGUUUCAGCAUGGGAGAGCAAAAAGCUUAAGUCAGGAAAACGUAGUGGAGUUAUCUGAUGAAAACGAUGAUCUAUGUCCUGUGGAGUGUGUCACUGAGUUCAAGACCGAUGAUGAAUUGCUUAGAGUCCUUGAAAAGUCGAAAGAAACUAAUUCUCUGGUCGUGGUUGAUUUUUAUCGCACUGCUUGUGGGAGUUGUACAUACAUAGAGCAGGGCUUCUCAAAAGUGUGCAAGCAAUCUGGUGACCAAGAAGCUCCUGUUAUCUUCCUUAAGCAUAAUGUGGUAGAUGAAUAUGAUGAACAAUCUGAAGUCGCAGAAAGGCUCCGUAUCAAGUAA
Molecule: messenger RNA, 707 nt
Organism: Arabidopsis lyrata subsp. lyrata
Lineage: Eukaryota; Viridiplantae; Streptophyta; Magnoliopsida; Brassicales; Brassicaceae
Product: thioredoxin-like 4, chloroplastic
Exons: 3
Coding region: 198-707 (169 amino acids)
Cellular component (GO): chloroplast
Source: RefSeq, a predicted model, not a curated record